Molecule: messenger RNA, 1833 nt
Organism: Phyllostomus hastatus (greater spear-nosed bat)
Lineage: Eukaryota; Metazoa; Chordata; Mammalia; Chiroptera; Phyllostomidae
Product: receptor-transporting protein 3-like
Exons: 2
Coding region: 65-1621 (518 amino acids)
Biological process (GO): protein insertion into membrane; detection of chemical stimulus involved in sensory perception of bitter taste; protein targeting to membrane
Cellular component (GO): cytoplasm
Molecular function (GO): olfactory receptor binding
Source: RefSeq, a predicted model, not a curated record
GGAAACUGAAACUGCUUUUAUUUCCUGCUGCACAUCAAGUAAAAGAGGGAGUUACUCACUAAACAUGAACUCCAAACCUCAAGAGGAAAUAAUUUUGGAUGUUGCGACAUGGGAAAAGACAUUUCAAGAACUGAUCCAGCAGGUAAAACCCCGGGCCAGAUGGACCCUGAAGUUGCAUGAGACUCUUCAGCCAGACUGUGUGGCCCAAGGGUGGAAACAAUACCAGCAAAGAGCAUUUGGCAGGUUCUGGUGUUCCUCAUGCAAGCGAAACUGGGCUUCUGCCCAAGUGCAGAUCCUGUGUCACAUGCACCUGGAGCCCCGGAAGUCCCAGGGUCAGGUGCUUAUGCGGCUCUUUGGUCAGAGGUGCCAGAAGUGUUCCCGGUCUCGAUUUGAGAAGCCCAAGUUCUCCUCAGAUAGCACCAUGAGGAUUUUGAACAACCUGGUGCAGCGUAUUCGGGAGAGAUACUACGGAGACGGUGUCAAGAAGUAUUCAGAGAUACCAGUGAUCCCGGAGUUGCCUUUGGAAGGGUCCCAUGACACUGCCAAUUGUGAGGCAUGUGUUUUGGGCUUCUGUGUUCAGAGCUUGCAAAACUGCAUGACAAAACCAUCCAAAUCCCCUCUCCCCUACAUGGAGAUUGGGAGCUCCCUGCCUCACACUGGUGACAUUUGUGGACAAAAACAAGCUAGGAACCAGUCAGCUGGAGCAAAGGAAGCUCAGGGGAGUGGGCGUUCCUUUGAGCAUAAGAUGUCAGGGCCCAGCCAUGCCACUGCUAGAACCCAAGUGCCUGGGGCAGACCCUCAGUCCAAACAGGAGAUAGGCCGACAACCCACACCAGGGGCAGACCGGCAGGCUGCACGUGGAACAGGGUCUCAGCCCAUCCAAGCAGCAGGAUCACUUCCCCAAGGAUGGACAGACCUACAGCCCACACGGGCAGUAGGCCCAUUACCUUCAGUGGGGACAGAUUCAAAAUCCACCCUGGGGACAGGACAACAGAUCCCUCAGAGGACAUACUCUCAGGCUCUAAGGAGGUCUGGCCAACAGUCAAAACAGGAGACAGGUUCACAAGCCACACCAGGAGCAGGUCUUCAGGCUACAAAGGGGACAGACCCACAGCCCACAAGGAGAGCAAGUAGCUGUAGGGACCAUUCAGCUGGAGCAAAGGAAGCUCAGGGGAGUGGGCGUUCCUUUGAGCAUAAGAUGUCAGGGCCCAGCCAUGCCACUGCUGGAACUCAAGUGCCUGGGGCAGGCCCUCAGUCCAAACAGGAGAUAGGCCGACAGCCUACACCAGGGGCAGACCGGCAGGCUGCACGUGGAACAGGGUCUCAGCCCAUCCAAGCAGCAGGAUCACUUCCCCCAGGGUGGACAGACCUACAGCCCACACGGGCAGUAGGCCCAUUACCUUCAGUGGGGGCAGCUACACAUGGAUGUGGGAGUUUCAGGAGAACUCCAGCCACCUGGGGAAGCCAGGACAGGUAUUCACACAGACCACCUGUUCCAGACAGCUCUUCCAGAUCCUUUACCCCAAUGAUGCCACGUAACUCCCGUGGCCAGGAUAACUUACUCAAGUGGGGCUGUAUCAUCUGUGUUGCUGCUCUUUGUGCCUUGGUUCUAGGCAGAUAAUUUAAAUAGAAUGAUGUAAAUAAGCUUGUUUUUUCCUCUUGUCUUAAUUUCAUGGCAAUCAAUGAACUACUAUGACAAAGAAUUUGCUUUGAGACCAAGCAGGGUCAAGUUUGUAGACUAAUCCCUGGUUUUCUGGACUUCCUUUGAAGGUAGCCUAAAACAUGACUUAGCAGAUAAUAAGCCCAAUAAUAAAUAUCUGUGGAAUAACUAAA